AUGGACAGCCAUGAGGCGGAUACUCCCGUGAAAGCCAACACUACUCAAAAUUCCUCCUUGGAUCAAAGGAUGCCGGAAACGGAGAGCACAAGUCCAGCUACCAUCCAAGAGGACGGCACUAAUGAAAAUAAUGAAAAUGAGGACGAUGAAGUGUCGAAUCCGCAGAGUGCCACCCAUUUGCCACAGGAAGUAGGUGACGCUGCUGUUGCUGCUGCUGUUGCUGCUGCUGUAAUUCGAAAAGAAGAAGAAGACACGAAUGAGCCCGUGGUAGUUUUGGAAAUGGACGCGGCUGCCAACGGAGAAGGAGUCGACCAAAAGAAGAUAAAAAGCAGCAACAAACGACGGAGCGGUGGUCACAACAAAUCCAUGUCUUCGAUAUCCUACAAAACGCGGAAAAGAGGGAGAAAAGUCCGAAUCGCUCCCAUCAAUGACCUCCAACCAUCUGAGAAGACUACUUUCCCACCACUGCCCAAGAAUCAAUACGAAACCACCUUGAUACGGAGGGCCGUUCGGAAAGGAACACCGUCUAAAAGUAGUAAUACGGACGACUCGGACGAUGAGUAUGGAGACGUAUCUCUUGGUAUGAAGUUGACCGUUGUGCGUGGACGAGUCAUUGUCCAAAAAAUGGCGACUUUGGCCGAUGGUCGGGCGUCGCCCGCUCAACUCACGGGAAUAAUUCAACGAGGGGACAUUUUGUUGUCCAUUGGCAAUGUUUCCUUACUUCAAUUGCCCAUUGACAAGCUCAUGGGGGGAUUGAGUCCGCUUAGUACACCAGGCAAGGAUGGUAGAUACCAAAAAGUAUUACGACUGCGAUUCGAAUCCUCCAAAAGCGGACUCAAAGCCCUUCAGAAGCACGAAGAGGAGGAAGAAUUCAAGAAAAUGGCGCUAGGACAAACUGAAGGAAUGCUGGAUCCGGCGAAUGAAAUGUUUUCCCUCUUUCCAAUGGCCGAUCAGCUGAGUGGAGCUCCUUUGCUAUACACCCAACCGUAUUUGCCAGAAUUUGAAAAGAAAAAGGGAGUGACAGGAGUGAUCAAAGAAGAAGACGGGGAGGACGAUGACGACGACGAAGAAGAAGACGAGGAACCACCAGAGAACGAUGUCAUGAUGUCGAAAAGCCCAAAUAGUAUCAUAGCAUCGACGAUUGCGACAGAAACCAAAGAAGACACGGAACGAUUAACCAGUGAAUUCUUUGAAUGGUCCGAACGGGUUUCCACGCUCAUGAAAAAGGCGGUACAAAUGAUGGACCAAAUGGACGACGACCAAUUCGCUGGCUUGACACAGACGGAAAGGACGGAGCUCGGAAGAAGAGUCAUGAAACUUGCCAAAGUAUUAUCCUUUACCAUGGAAGAUAUGGACAAGGGCAAGGAUCUACGAUCCUUCAAAAUUUGGAGUAGCAAUUUCAGUCUCCGAAGUUCGGCAAGUGCCCGCAGGCGAUACGUCAUGGAUACAGUUUCUCUUCGGUCAGGGAGGGCCAAUGAAAUGGAGACUCCAAUCGAAGACGAUAGUGAUGACGACGGCUCGCAAGAUGGUUCUGGAUCCUUGGAUGGGGUGGAUGGGGAUGAGUUGUUACUGGGUUUGGCGGCACGGGAUGAUGUCUGGCAGAAGCAAGUCAUUCAAUUUUUGGAAGAAUCGAUCAAGGAAAUGGAAAAGAAGAUACAGACAGAAAAUGAUGAAGAAGAAAAGUCACCCGACGAUGCUCAACAAGCGGAUAUUAGCUCGGCAAUUACCAAGGAACUUGGAUCCUUUCUGUUCGGCGAGAACAUGACAAAAAUAAUGAAGAAAAAGAAUAAACGAUCCUAUGUCAUUCCACCGGAAGAAAUCACCACGGUUCUGUUUGAUUUGACGACAAUUCUUUCCACUUCCGCACCCGACGAGAUUACAGUUCUGGGACCGUCAGUGAGCCAAAGCUUCCAGUCCAGUUUGGUUUCAGGAGGAAAGUCCAAGACGGCCCGACGGACCAACGUUUUGCUCGCCAAUCAGUACCUACUCAACCAAGCACUGCCAGUGUGGCUAGAAUCAUUUCGACCAUUGUCCUGGGAGCAAAGGCGUGUUUUGUGGCCACGGGAUACUGGUACUCCUGUCCCGGGUGGGACGGUUCCUUCGGAGGACGAUGACUUGACGCUGGAUGAUAGUUUCGAUUCUUCCCCAAGUCUACUCAGCAAGCAAUCCAAAACGAAAACGAAAGAUAUCCGUGAGAUCAUUGAGGAUCAGGAGUUGGACAUUGAAACUAGAUCAGAAACCUGCUUUCUGGUGACGUAUUACUUUACGCAAAACCUCCUCGAGCCCUUUCUGAAUGGAGAAGAAAAAGACAUUAAGACUGCCGAAAAAGAAGCAGUAGCAUUCAUUCAGAAAUAUGGAGCAUACUUGCAGCUGCAUACGAGUCUAUCUUCGGCAGCUGCAGCCAAGGCUGCAACUCCAAUCAAGGAACUCUUGAAAUUGGCAAAGCGCGACCCUACUCAUCGAGAAGCCAUGCGUCAUAUGAAGGCUGCUGGUUCUUUGGUAUUUUAUGACAUGCGAAAGCUCUCAGCUGUAAUCGAGUUACUGAACUGUCUUCGAUUCAAGGAGAAUACAAAACGUCGAGAUCUAAUUCGAAACAUGUGUGUUUCCGCAUACCCAGAUUUACGGCCGUGGCAAGUGCGAAAAGCUUGCUUGAACAUUGACAAACCCGACACCAGACUACAAAUGACGGAGGAUGAGAGUUGGCUGAUGGACUAUUAUUAUGAAUAUCUUUCAAUGUUACUACAUCCACAGCAAGGAAACGAGUCCGCCCGUGCGGAUAGAGCAAUAGUGAAAGAAUGGUGCGAGUGGUCCAUUGGAAUCCUACCGUCCGGAAUCGAUCAAAAGAAUGGCAAAGUGGCCAAACGGCGAGACAACUUUUUCCGUGUUGCGGCUCGUUCAUCAAGCGACCAUUUAUCCUAUCGUCGAGAUUUGGAGACACUGUUGAAGCUGAGCAUGAAGGCAGAAGAGCAUGAGCUGGCACUCGACCUCGGUACUGAAAUUCUUGACUCUAAGAAAUUGCUUCGACGUACCAACAUUUCUGAAGUGGUUUUGACUGAAUUGCGAAUCGUGGCAUUGAAAGCCCUGAAUGCAGCCAGCACCGAAAAUGGAACCGAAGAAAGCAAUGGAUUCAAGCUCCUGAAACGAGUAUUGAAACUGUUUCAAGACAUGUCCUCGAGUGAGAUUGAAAAUUGCCGUGAUGCUAUUACUGUUUCAGACGAGUUGUAUUCCCUAUUUGAACACUGGAAGGUCAAAGACGAUUUGAAGGGCAACGAUGCCCAAAUGCUCAAAUUGCUAGAUUUUGUGAUUGGUCAGUCUGCCCCCGAGGAUGUGUUGAAAGCACUUGCCAGAUGGACACUAGAAUAUUUGGUGGAUGAUUCUUCGAUGCAUUCUCGUUUGGAAGAAUUGCUGAAGCGGGGUGUUGAAGUCGCCAUGAAGAGCGGGGAACCUAGUUUGUUUCGAUUGCAGCAGGCUCGACAGGGUUACUCGGAAGAAAACCAAGUGUUGGUCGCUGUCAAUGUUAUUGAAGACAAGGUGCAACCAGGCAUUUGGAGUCGAUUGGAAACUGGAGAUUUGCGACUUGAAAAAUAA
This is a messenger RNA of Cylindrotheca closterium, 3588 nucleotides long. Lineage: Eukaryota; Bacillariophyta; Bacillariophyceae; Bacillariales; Bacillariaceae. The record is from the annotation of a GenBank genome assembly.